AUUAGUCUAAAAAUGUUUGCUCAAAAUGCUUUAAGCUGGAACAAACAAGCCUAUUUAGGAGCAUGUAGUUUCUGCAAACAAGUGAUCGCAUUGAGUAUAAAAAAGGGACACAGAUUUCCAUUCCGCAAAAAUGAAUUUCUCAAGCGAGAAACGCAUAUCUGACCAAAAUGAAACCAAAUCCAUUUCAGAAGGUAAACUUAAAGUUCAAGAGAUGGCGAUUACCAAAAACAACCCAGAAUUGCGUUUGCAAGGAAAUGAGAACAAACGGGCUAAUUUAAAAAACAAAGGAGAUUAUUCCGGAAAUAUUGAGGAAGAUCGGCAUCAAAAAAUGGCUAAGCUUAAAAGACUAAAAAAAAUGGAAAAAGCACUAACAAAGCUAUGCAAAGAAUGGUAUGCCGAAAGGCUUGAGUGCGAUAAAAUGUACAAUUCUCAAGAUUACUUACCAACUAAUUGUGUAUUAAGAGAUGAAAAUAUACCAGCAACUAGUCAACAACAAGCGAAAGUGGAGAGUUCCAAUACCGAAGCGAAAGAAAACGGAGGUCCCUUAAGCCAAAUCAAAUACAAAGACAAUUCAACAGUCCGUGACAUUAAUAAUUCCACUUUGGAUGGUGAAGAUCAAUUUGCAAGUAAAAUCUUAAGCCAGAUAAGACAAGCGUCGGUUAGACUUAAUAACGAAGUCAUAGCGCAGCUAAAUCAUUCAUCAACAUCGUCUCCAAAAAAUAUAAAAAAUGGUAUCCUUUAUAAUUCGACUUCAGAAGGAGACAAACGAGUUGCAAGUGAAACACCACUGAUGAUAAGUAAUCAAGAUCAAACUGAAAAUAAAUCGAUUGAAGAUGAAUGGCCCAAAAGGAAAAAUAACAAUAGUGAUAGCAGACGUGAGGCAAUAAAACGUAAGAGAGUAUACCCAAAACCAUCGAAUUUCACCGAAUAUCUCUACGAAAUUCUUAAGGGUCGUAGAGGCAUCUCCACCUCCUACAACGCCCGUAGCUCUGAAAAACCGCACAAUAAUAGACGUAAAGUUAAUAAAUCUAGUAGAAAAGAGUUAGGAGGAGAUGUUUAUAUUUCGCCGGAUUUGCCUAAGCGAGGACUAGGUGCAAAUGCUAUACGUAAGGAACGAAGGAUUGAGUCCGAGAAAUAUAAAAGCACUCACAACAAAAAAUCAGACUGAACAGGCUUAAAUACAAGUGCAGAUGAAUCAAGAAAUCGACAUAAAAUUCCAAAAUGAGAACCAAAUCGAACAAUUUUAAACAUAAUUAAUAAAAUCAAUCAAAUGCAGGAAA
Drosophila grimshawi is the source of this 1280-nucleotide messenger RNA. RefSeq lists its product as uncharacterized. Lineage: Eukaryota; Metazoa; Arthropoda; Insecta; Diptera; Drosophilidae. The transcript is spliced from 2 exons. The record is from RefSeq and is a predicted model, not a curated record. The coding region runs from base 131 to 1168 and encodes 345 amino acids.